Molecule: messenger RNA, 3066 nt
Organism: Danio aesculapii
Lineage: Eukaryota; Metazoa; Chordata; Actinopteri; Cypriniformes; Danionidae
Gene: tmem115
Product: transmembrane protein 115
Exons: 3
Coding region: 820-1905 (361 amino acids)
Biological process (GO): retrograde vesicle-mediated transport, Golgi to endoplasmic reticulum
Cellular component (GO): Golgi apparatus; membrane
Source: RefSeq, a predicted model, not a curated record
GCCCAGUCGCAACGCUGGACGGAUGACGUUUGCAAAUCUGAUGUUUGUGCUUUGUGGCUGUUAGCUGGGAACGCCACACUCUCAAACAACAAGAUAUAAGCUUUAUUCAGACGAAAUGUCGACGAUAGUACAAUAAAAAGAGCAACCGGGACGGACGUUUCAUAUUCCCGUUUACUGGCUUUAUACCCUCAACCCGAAGAAGGCCUGUUGUUAGAGGAAAUCCCCGGACUGAACUGCGACUCCAGGCCGACCUGACAGGACAUGCCACGGGAGAGAAAGCUGCUCAAAGCUCGCCUUUCUUCGCGUGUUUUACCUGUAAAACAAACGGCAAGUGCCUGAACUAAAACCAAAAGACUUUAAUAAGACAUAAGACUGUCAAACUGACAUGAAAAUGUAUUAAAACCGAUCGAGGGGGUGAGGUUUAUGGAGUGUUAGCAGACAGUGCUGAUAAGCAGGUAGAGUAGCUCAGGUGACCCUCGUUGAAAGUAAUGAUUUUUGUUUUAGAUUUUUUUGCUAACAACUAGCAAAGAGCAAAACCUGAGCAUGUAAAUAGUAAAAUAUUUAGUCACUAAGGUCAACUACUUAUUCAUUAAGAAAGUUAUUGUGAGAAUAUUCAGAAGUAUUUUGUAAACAUGCUUAAACCUUAGAUUGCAUGUAGUAUUUCGUAGAAAACGACAUUAUUGUAAGCACCAGCUCUUCGUUGUAUGAGGAAAACUACAGUCUACUUGUUCUCACCACAAGUGUUGCAAUCACCUGUAAGACCAGUGUGAGGGUCGCCAUUUCUGGAGCGUUUACAACUGAGGACUCGAAUUGGUCAGGAUGAACCGUUACCUGCCAGUGGCACGGCAGCACUUUCUGAGUGCUUUGGCAAGCACGAGCGUGGUGGUCAAGUCGAUAUGUGCCACAGUGAUCCUGCUUUACCUGCUGUCCUGGGCUGCUAACACCCCUUACCUUCUUGGCGUCACACCGGGCUUCCUUUUCCCUCCUAACUUCUGGAUAUGGACACUUCUGACCCAUGCGGUGGUGGAGCAGCAUGUUUUUGGGAUGGCUGUGAACAUCGCUACUGUGAUGGUCGCCGGACGGCUUUUGGAGCCGUUAUGGGGAGCUUUGGAGCUGCUGAUCUUCUUUGCUGUAGUAAAUGUAGCAGCUGGUCUCCUGUCAGGACUCUCGUAUCUUUUCACCUAUGCUGCAACCUUUGACCUGGACUAUCUAUUUGCAGUGCGGGUGUAUGGCGCACCUGCUUUUCUGGGUGGUGUUCUUGUAGCAUUAAAGCAGACUGCAGGUGACACUACAGUGCUUCGAGUUCCUCAAGUACGCUUGAAAGCCGCUCCGGCACUAUCUUUGCUUGCCAUAGCUGUCCUGCGGCUAGCGGGGUUGCUGGACACGUCGGCUCCACUUGCAGCAUGUGGGUAUGGCGCACUAUCCGGGUGGGUUUACCUGCGCUUCUACCAGAGGCACUCUAGGGGGCGUGGAGACAUGUCGGACCACUUUGCCUUCGCCUCUUUCUUCCCAGAGGCCCUUCAGCCAGCUGUUGGCUUCGCAGCUGGACUUGUGCACGCUGCCCUGGUGAAGAUUAAAAUUUGUCGUAAGAUGGUGAAGCGAUACGAUGUUGGGGCUCCUUCCUCCAUCACCAUCAGCCUGCCAGGCACAGACCCACAAGAUGCAGAAAGACGGAGACAACUGGCAUUGAAAGCUCUGAAUGAGCGUUUGAAGCGUGUUGAAGACCAGUCGGCUUGGCCCAGCAUGGAAGAUGAGGAGGAUGAUGAAGAUGAGGAAGUGCGAACCGACACUCCUCUCCUUUCAAGUCGAGAAACAUUACCACCAGCACCCAGCACCACACAAAACCCUACGGGACAACAGGAGUCCAGCAUCAUAAGUUUUGAAGAUGCUCCGACCCAUUCCUAACACACACACACAAUCUUUCUUUUUUGGUCCUGCAGAGUUCAGUUUACCCUUACAAUCACAAAUUCUACUGGAGACAACACGCACUCUCACACACACAAUUAUUUUGGUAAAGCUUUACAUACACAAAUGAGAAGUUGCCACUAAAUGAACAUCCAAAUAAAAAAUUAAACGAGGAAAUCCACACUCAGUUUUUUAGCUGUGUAAAAAACCCUGGAUUAGCCUGAAACUUAGCGUCUGCAGUGCUCCACUACUUCUGCUUUGUAAAAACAACAAUAUCUUCUCUCCCUCUGGCCUCUUGUGUAAGGUCUCUGGGAUGUGUUUUUCUGAAUAAAUGCUCUCUGAUGGUUGAUGGGAUUAACACUCGGUUUUAUAUGUGUCUGACUCUACAAAAUGUUUAUGGGUUGAAUUUUUUUUGGCCUCGUAUCAGGAAAAAAGGCAAGAUUCCUGGUAUUUAUUAAGCUGAAGAUGGGACUUCUUGCUGCUUUUUGAUGUGAUGGCAUCAUAUGAAUGUCUGAAACGUCAAGGGCCGUGUUGCUAAAGGUGGAGAAUGUUUAUGCAGAUUUUAGGACUUUUCAAAGAUCGCGUGAUCUGUAAUUUAAGGUUCGGCUCUUGUUGAUCAGGAAGUGGCCCUAUGAUUUCCUGUUUUCUGUCACUAUUCGAUUGGUGGAGCCUUAACUGAGAGAGUUGGAUACAGUCAUUUCAAAGAUAUUUUUGUUCAGGAUAGUUUGAAAUGAUAUUAGCAAUACUGAAUCUGAUUCUGUCUCCUGUUGUAUCUUUUUCCUCAUCUGUACUUUAAUGAUCUGUCUUUAAGUGUUGGCUUUGAUAAGAGUGUUGCACUCUAAAUUAUGAGCUUGCAUAUUGGACCUGUUUUUAUAAAACACAGAUUGUCUACACAAUGUGGCAUGCGUUUCAUUUAAUGCAGAUUCUGACAAGCUCAGCUGUUUCUCUGGAGAAACAUGGUUAUGUGUGGUUUUUGAAUGGGGUUCAUGAAUUUUUCACUAAUACAUUUUAACCCUUAUUUUUCUUUGGGGAUUUUAUUAGUAAUUGUUGGUCUGUUUUAUUAUGGUUCAUAGGUGUCAUGCUUCUCUCACAGUCUCAUUCUCUGAUUCCAAUUUCACCCUGAUCUCUCUCCAUCUGUAAUAAAGAUUACAUGAAAUCAAA